Molecule: messenger RNA, 140 nt
Organism: Racocetra persica
Lineage: Eukaryota; Fungi; Glomeromycota; Glomeromycetes; Diversisporales; Gigasporaceae
Source: the annotation of a GenBank genome assembly
GGUGGAAGGAAAAGCCUAUUAUGAACAUAGAAGAUGUGAAAUAUUUGACUUCAGGUUCAGGUGAAUUUAUAAACGAAUUUAAUAUAGGAAACAUUUUAGAUAAAAGCUCACCAAAGGAAAAAUAUGGACUUGAAGAAAAA